UUCUUCUCCAUGUAGGUUCAGUAGCUCUUGAAAUAUCUCAGUUUUGAGGUUUUAUAAAUGCUAGUUUUGGAGGUUAUAGUGUCAUUCUCAAGUGUUGGUCUAACAUUUUCUUGAAGGUUGUAAUAGAUUUACUUAGAGAAUGAUCAUAUCAGAGAAAACUGGUGGUGGGUUAUCAUGGAGUAGGGAUGAUGAUAUUGCUUUUGAGAGAGCUCUUGUGGUUUAUACCGACGAGACAGAUAAUCGUUGGGAAAAGAUUGCUGACUCUGUUCCAGAGAAAACUCUAGCACAAGUUAUAGAACAUUACGAGAGUUUACUUCAUGAUGUUAUGAUGAUUGAAUCUGGAAUUGUACCUCUUCCUGAUUAUAAUGAUGUCCCGAUAGAAACAAAUGUUCGAGAAAGAAGCAUUGGGGAACGUAGUAUCAAUCGCAAAUGUGAGUAUAAGCAAGAAGAUGAACCAAAACCAAAGCGACGUAAGGCGAUUCCUUGGACACCGCUUGAACACAGUCAAUUUCUUCUUGGUCUAAACAAAUAUGGGAAAGGUGAUUGGCGUAGCAUUUCUCGUCACGUAGUAUUGACAAGAACACCAACUCAAGUUGCAAGUCACGCACAAAAAUACUUCGCACGUCUUAGUGCUACGAACAGAAGCAGACAGAGACAUAGCAUUCACGACGUCAACGUUUCGGAAAGCAGUAACAUCUCAGCAAUGAAAGCACCAAUCACAUGCCAAGACGCUCAAGCCACUUCGCAACCAUCGGUAGACCAUCAUGCAUAUGAGACACCAGCCAUAUGGAACACACAAGCCACUUCACCAACAUCACUAGACCAUCAUGUAUUUGGGACACCUACCAUAUGGAACAUGCAAGCCGCUUCGCAACCAUCAGCGAAUGUUCCUCUCUAUGGCACACCCACUACUGGCCAAUCAAUGGUUGGACCAUAUGUCUUACCUUAUGGAACUCAUGACAUGAAUCUCUUUGCGCCACCUUACAUGGCUUACCGGGCUCAACACCAUUCGACACCUUACUCCCCAGUUCCUAGUGCUUCGUUAAACACAGGGAUAGUUCCAGACAACAUGACAAAUAUACCUACUUCUCGUUAGGUGAUGAGGUUGUAUAAUUUAUGUUUGUUUCAG
Molecule: messenger RNA, 1129 nt
Organism: Brassica oleracea var. oleracea
Lineage: Eukaryota; Viridiplantae; Streptophyta; Magnoliopsida; Brassicales; Brassicaceae
Product: transcription factor DIVARICATA-like
Exons: 2
Coding region: 140-1096 (318 amino acids)
Molecular function (GO): DNA binding
Source: RefSeq, a predicted model, not a curated record